Molecule: messenger RNA, 3564 nt
Organism: Closterium sp. NIES-65
Lineage: Eukaryota; Viridiplantae; Streptophyta; Zygnematophyceae; Desmidiales; Closteriaceae
Source: the annotation of a GenBank genome assembly
AUGUAUGCAUUGACUAUUAGUGUUGAGGGUGACUGUUACCUGAGUGUACCGCCCGACCCAGGUAUUGGGACCAGUGAGGCUGCAGCUCUAGGUGCUAGCGCGUCUGCUGCUCCAGGUCCUGGUGAGGCUGCUGCCCUAGGUGCUAAUGCGUCUGCGUCUGCUGGUACCGCACCUACUGAGGCACUGCACACCUUCACACUGGACUCAGGUGCUUCCCGCUGUUUCUUUCGCGACCGCACUGCCCUAGAGCAGCUCCCUAGACCGGUUGCUGUCUCCCUGGCUGACCCCUCUGGGGGUCCGGUCCUUGCGACCUCCACCACUGCCCUCCCUUGUCCUGCUGUCCCGUCUGGCACGCUGUCGGGCCUCUACCUCCCCUCGUUCUCUACGAACUUGGUGGCGGGUUCCGCGCUCCAGGACGCGGGUGUUCACCAGUUCACCCCGGCCUACGAGCGUAUGACGCACUGCACGUGUGCCCGGACGGGUCGUCACCUGGCUACCUUCACUCGGCAGCCGGGGUCGGACUUGUACACACUGACCACUGGGUCCCCUCAGGUAGCUUCGUCUGCGUCUGCGUCUGGUCAGCUGUCGGCCCCCUGCUCAUGUCGCUCCCUGUCGCACAGGACUGUCCUCUGGCACCACCGCCUUGGUCACCAGUCAGUGCAGCGCCUUCGCGGCAUGCACUCCAGGUACCUUGUCUCUGGUCUUCCCAGAGUUCUCCCUCCCCUGCCACCCUCGCCUGCUCCUCCCUGUCUUCCCUGUGUCGAGGGGCGGCAGCGCGCCGCUCCUUACUCCUCCUCGUUCCCUCCCACAGAGGCUCCCCUGCAGACUCUCCACCUGGACGUGUGGGGCCCCACCCGCGUCCGGGGACAGGGCCACGAGCGGUACUUUCUGCUGGUUGUCGACGACUACACGCGCUACACCACGGUCUUCCCCUUGCGUACCAAGGGUGAGGUCCCUGAUGUCUUGAUCCCCUGGAUCCGCGCUGCUCGUCUCCAGCUCCGCCAGCGGUUCCAGUCGGACUUUCCUGUCCUACGUCUGCACUCUGACAGAGGUGGCGAGUUUUCCUCUGACCUCUUGGCAGCCUACUGUGCGGAGCACGGCAUCCGCCAGACGUUCACUCUCCCGGCCUCUCCGCAGCAGAAUGGGGUUGCUGAGCGCCGCAUUGGUCUUGUCAUGGAGGUCGCUCGUACCUCCAUGAUCCAUGCGGCUGCCCCCCAUUUCCUGUGGCCGUUUGCAGUGCAGUACGCCGCGCAUCAGCUCAACCUCUGGCCCCGUGUCUCUGUUCCGGAGACCUCGCCUACCCUGCGUUGGACGGGGGAGGUUGGCGAUGCGUCGGUGUUCCGGGUCUGGGGAUGUCGAGCCUUUGUCCGCGAUACGUCCGCGGACAAGCUCUACUCCCGUGCCGUUCCCUGUGUCUUCCUUGGCUUUGUCCCUGACGCGCCUAGCUGGCGGUUUUACCACCCCACCUCGCGCCGUGUCUUCACCUCUCAGGACGUCACCUUUGACGAGUCGGUACCCUUUUACCACCCCCUCCCUCCCCAGGGUGCUGCUCCCUCAGGUGUUUCCCAGGUAGACCUGGUCGAGCCUGUCGAGGUAGCUGUUGACUCUGGUCCUGCGCGAGGUACUGAGCGUGCUGAGCCUGGUGGUGCUGGGUCUGGGGGCACUGAGACUGGGGACGCUGAGUCUGGGGGUGCGGAGACUUUGGGUGCUGAGCCUGGAGGUGCUGCGACUGGGGGUGCGGAGCCUGGGGGUGCUGAGACUGGGGGUGCUGAGACUGGGGGUGCUGAGCCUGGUGGCGCUCCCUCUUCACAGCAGCUGCGUGAGUGGUACUCCCAGCGCUACAGCCUCCGUCGUGGGGCUACUGGAGCUGGGGGGUCUGCUGGAGUCGGGGCUGGUGGCCCCGUAGGUGCAGUGCCGCAGCCAGAGCCUCCCUCCCCUCAGUGGCUACGUGAGUGGUACGCUCGGCGCUGCAGCCUCAGGAGUGGAGCUCCUGGUGUUGAGGUACCGCCAGCUGGAGGCCCUGCUGCUGGAGGUACUGCUGGUGCUGGUGCUGCUGGAGGUGCUGCUGGUGCUGCUAGAGGUCCUGGAGCGGCUGGAGGUGCUGCUGGUGCUGCUGGAGGUUCUGGAGCAGCUGGAAGUGCUGCCGGUGCUGCUGGAGGCUCUAGAGCUGCCGGAGGUGCUGCUGGUGCCGGUUCGGCUGGAGGUUCUGGUGCUGUCUCUGCUGCUUCUGGGGGCACUUCACGGCCGCGGCCGUACUUCGAUCCGCUCCUUCAGCAGGUUCUUGGUCAGCCGCCUCCUCCUAGUCCUCCUCCCUCCUUAGAGUGUCCUCCGCCUGUCCAGUCGCAGUCCCAGCUCCCGCCUGCCUCGCCACUUCCUGGUCCUUCACCCUACACUGGUCCGACAGGCGGUCUUACAGAGCGUCGUAAGCCUGAAUCUCGUCCUGUGUCGCCUGUGUCUCGUCCUGUGUCACCUGUUCGUGUUGCUCGCACUGGUCGCCGUGGUCAGCGUGAGCGUCCUCCACCUGUGCCUGGCACACACUUUAUGACUCUGCGUCCUUCCACUGCUCCACAGCGUGUCCCUCUGCCGUCUCCUCCUGAGUCCUCUCUUCCAGUCCUUGCUGACCCGGAGUCUGACUCUCUUCGUGCUGCCAGUCCUACUCUCACGCGUCUCCUGGCCACUACUGUCACUGACCCUUCCUUUGAGUCUGCUGCUGCGUCUGCCCUAGUUGCAGAGCUUGUCGACUUUGCUGCUCGCUGUCGUCUAGACUACGCUGCGAGUCUUGUUGCUGAGUCUGAGUCUGUCUGUCCUCCGUCCGUCGGGGGUGAGUGUGCUCUAGGCACGGACGUCCUUGAGGACAGGCAGGAGGACCUUGAGUGUCUUGCAGCCGCUGCGCCUCAUCUCGUUUCCAUGCUGAUUGCCCCUGAGGGAGACCCGGAUGCUCCAGACAUCCCGACCCCGCGCUCUUACGCUGAGGCGAUCGCGGAUGAGUACUCCUCUCAGUGGCAGUCAGCCAUGGACGUAGAGAUGGCAUCCUGGAAGUCCACUGGUACUUACGUCGACGAGUUUCUCCCUCCUGGGGCGAACAUCCGAGAGGGAGUAGACUUCUUUCAGACCUUCUCCCCCACCCCGAAGAUGACCACUCUUCGGGUGCUACUGCACGUUGCUGCUCAGCGGGACUACGAGCUUCACUCUCUUGACUCCAGCACAGCUUUCUUGCAGGGCAGCCUGCACGAGGAGAUCUGGCUGCGCCGCCCACCUGGCUUCACUGGGUCGUUUCCUCCUGGUACCCAGUGGAGCCUCCGGCGGCCGGUCUACGGUCUUCGCCAGGCGCCACGUGAGUGGCACGACACACUGAGGACUACUCUUGCGGCACUUGGGUUUGCGCCCUCUACUGCUGACCCGUCGCUGUUUCUGGGCACUGACACUUCGCUGCCGCCGUUCUACAUCCUCGUGUACGUCGACGACUUGGUCUUUGCCACUGCUGACACUGAGGCUCUCGCCCACGUGAAGUCGGAGAUGCAGAAGAGACACACGUGCACAGACUUGGGUGAACUGCACAGCUAA